Messenger RNA from Solanum dulcamara, 1762 nucleotides. RefSeq names its product chaperone protein dnaJ 16. The transcript has 12 exons. NCBI's taxonomy places the organism in Eukaryota, Viridiplantae, Streptophyta, Magnoliopsida, Solanales, Solanaceae. The record is from RefSeq and is a predicted model, not a curated record. The coding region runs from base 270 to 1505 and encodes 411 amino acids.
UCUAAAAGAAAAAACAAAAGUCUUCUCUCCUUGCACACACAGCUCUCUUCCAGCUUGUUACCUGAGGGUUCCAUUUCUAGGGUUUUCGAAUACCCCAAGAUUUUCCCAGAAAUAUUUCUUGGAAAAAUUUGAUUUGGGUAUGAGAGAAUUAACAUUUUCUCAGGUUAAAGUUUCGAUCUUUAUGAAAUAACAUUAGUGUUUUCUUGAAAUUUUUUGGAAAAAAAACAACAAAAGUUGUGACCUUGAAGUGCGUGCUAAGAAGAAGAAGAAUGCCUGGGCAUAAGUCAAAAUCAGAGAUGGGUGAAGCAGAAAAGCCUCUAAGGAGGGACCCUUAUGAGGUUUUAGGUGUUUCCAGGAAUUCUACAGAUCAAGAAAUCAAAAGUGCUUACAGGAAAUUAGCUUUGAAGUAUCAUCCUGACAAGAAUGCAAAUGACCCUAAAGCAGCAGACAUGUUCAAGGAGGUCACCUUUUCAUAUAACAUUUUAUCUGAUCCAGAUAAAAAGCGUCAAUAUGACUCAGCUGGCUUUGAGGCUGUUGAGUCAGAAAGCCAAGAUUUGGAGCUUGAUCUUUCAAGUUUGGGAACUGUAAAUACUAUGUUUGCUGCACUUUUUAGUAAGCUUGGUGUACCAAUUAAAACCACAGUCUCUGCAACUGUUCUAGAGGAAGCCUUAAAUGGGUCAGUACCUAUUCAACCACUUCCACUGGGGCAACCUUUGUGUAAGAAGGUAGAAAAGCAAUCUGCUCACUUCUAUUCUGUUACCAUAACAGAAAAGGAAGCGAAAGGGGGCCUUGUUUGCCGAGUUCAUUCACGAGAAAAAAGUAAAUUCAAGCUACUGUACUUUGACCAAGAAGAAAAUGGUGGUCUGAGCCUUGCAUUACAGGAAGAUAGUUCAAAAACAGGGAAAGUCACAUCUGCCGGCAUGUAUUUUCUUGGUUUCCCAGUUUAUCACAUGGAUCAAACACAGACAUCAGCAGCAGCCACAAAGGAUCCAGACUCGGCAUUUUUCAAGAAACUGGAUGGAUUUCAACCAUGCGAGAUAACUGAGCUAAAAGCUGGCACACAUGUUUUUGCAAUUUAUGGUGACAAUUUUUUUAAAAGUGUGAGCUACACCAUUGAAGUUAUUUGUGCUGAACCUUUUACUGAGGAAAAAGAGAAUCUUCGAGCUGUAGAAGCUCAGAUUUUGUCAAAAAGGAUGGAACUGUCUAAGUUCGAAACAGAAUAUAGGGAGGUCUUAGCACAAUUUACCGAGAUGACAAGUAGAUAUGCACAAGAGAUGCAAGCUAUUGAUGAGCUUCUUAAGCACCGCAAUGAAAUUCAUGCUUCUUAUACAACUCUUUCCGUGAUGAAACGUAGUAGUAGUAGUAAUCGAAGUAAGAACAAAGGUGGAUCUAAGGCGGCCAGUGAAGAUGGCCCAGUAAGAGACAAGAAGCCUUCAAAAGAUCGCACAAAGAAGAAGAAAUGGUUCAACAUUCCCUUAAAGGUUGACAAAAGGAAAGCUUGUUAAUUAGGCUUAUAAACACGGUAGCUGAAUGAGAUGUUGCUGAGGUACACUUUCUUUUAGUCCAAGCAACGAACCUGUUGCAGGACUUCAAGAAUUCUUCGGAGGGACUUCAUUGCAGUAGCUAGGCAUCACUAUUGCGCUGAAAUACUGGUAUUUAUGGAAUGGUGUGAUACAAGAAGCACACGAAAAAUUCUGUUGUAAAAUUCUUCCCUCAACACUCACAUGUAAAUUGCAGUAUUCAAUCAAAAGUUUUUCUUGAA